Hippoglossus stenolepis (Pacific halibut) is the source of this 1361-nucleotide messenger RNA. Its product is annotated as heat shock protein beta-1. NCBI's taxonomy places the organism in Eukaryota, Metazoa, Chordata, Actinopteri, Pleuronectiformes, Pleuronectidae. The record is from RefSeq and is a predicted model, not a curated record. The coding region runs from base 137 to 1201 and encodes 354 amino acids. The transcript has 4 exons. Gene Ontology annotation, molecular function: protein folding chaperone. Gene Ontology annotation, biological process: response to heat; protein refolding.
UUAAUACGUGCCAACAGACAGGAGCGUUAUAUAAAGCCCCUCACCGCACUUCCUUUAGCAUUCCCUCACUGGCUAAGGCGCCACAAUAGUGCAGCCAUUUUUCCUCCUCUCCCAAUUUGUCUUUUUUCCUGUAAACAUGAGUGAACAGGCCAAAACAGAGCCGUCAUGUGGGGCGCAUGGCAGCGGUGGCCCCGGGUACCCCCUGAGAAAAUGGUGGCGGUCCAGCCGGCCUUUCAAUCAGGACGUUGGCCUGCCGCCUUUCCUGGAGCCGGGGGACCCGUGGUGGACGAAUGUGGACUGGCUCCAGAGGAGCUUGGCAGCCGCUCCACUGUUUGUGCCUUACAUCUCUGGGUCGAUGCCUCAUCCCGGCCAGAAGAUUAGCCAGGAGCAGUGCACGUGGAGGGUGAACCUGGACGUGGCUCACUUCUCCCCCGCCGAGCUUUCUCUCAGCGUCAAAGAUGGAUUCCUGGAGGUUGGAGGGAGACACGAGGAGCGGCAAGACGAGCAUGGAUUUAUUGCCAGAUGUUUUACACGGAAAUACAGGCUCCUGGCUGAAAUUGAUGUAACUAAAAUCACGUCCACACUUUCUGUUGAUGGCAUCCUGACGGUGGAGGCUCCGGUCCCUGAGACCGCGGUUCCUGCGGCCAUUAUCAUCCCCAUAAAGGUGGAGGUGGAGGUGGCGACUACUGAAGAGGAGAAGGAAAAACAUGAGGAGGAAGAAACCCCUGCAACAGAGGCAGACAGCAGCAGAGAACCAGAGGCCCCAGAGCUCCUGGCUGCACAGGAUCCUGCGGAGGAGGAGGAUUCUCCAGCAGAGGUCGGUGGGGACCAGGCCCAACCUGGCAGUGCCACAGCUGGACCUCAGCAGCACGACGAGAGGAGGGAACAGGAGGAGGAGACCCAUGAAAAGCCAGCUGGAGAGUCCCACCCUUCAGCGUCUGCAGAUGGCAACGACCCAGAGAGUCUUCAAGAUUCCUCUAAGCAGGAUGAAGCCCUGGGAAGCCAAGAAAGCCCCGACACAGACGCGUCCACACAGCCAGAACACAAAGAACCAGCCGUGGGUGGAGAGAUCCAGGUAAUGCCGGGCUCAGCAGAGGAGAUCACCCAGCCCGAGGAGCCGGAGCUGGGCAAAAGUCCACUGAGCGAGGUCCCGAGCCAGGAUCCGGAGGCUCCCGACACAAAACCAGAGCACACCGAGUAGACUCACACAACACAGCCUCGCUCAAAUGCUGCACAACACUUACACAACACUGACACAGCCUGCACAGCCUGCACAGCUCGCCUGUAGCAUCAGGUCUGAGGACGCUUUUUUAUUCACAACAGCCAGAUAACUGCCAUCUUCGGAGCCCCAAUAAAGCAAC